Messenger RNA from Penicillium soppii, 1656 nucleotides. Its product is annotated as glycerophosphocholine acyltransferase. Gene Ontology annotation, biological process: phosphatidylcholine biosynthetic process. The coding region runs from base 1 to 1656 and encodes 551 amino acids. The record is from RefSeq and is a predicted model, not a curated record. NCBI's taxonomy places the organism in Eukaryota, Fungi, Ascomycota, Eurotiomycetes, Eurotiales, Aspergillaceae. The transcript has 2 exons.
AUGGGCAUGCUAACAUUCAACCGCUUCCUCAGCCGACCAUACCCCAACUCUCGGGACGGCCCGACGAUAUUCUUCUUUCAGCAGCAGUUUUUGAUGGAAAACACCGGCUCAAGAAGAAAGUCCGACAUCAUGUCAACCGAAUCUCUGGCUUCCACCCCAGGCCUGGACGAGAUCGAUGCGCCCUUCCCUGCGGACGACUACGCCGAUAACGAUGGCUUCUACUCCCCUCCUUCAUCCCCUGGCAAGCUGUCGCGCAACGGCUCUUUUUCCAAUAGCAGCUCAUACCAGGAAGACUGGGACACAUUUCCACCGCUGGACAAGCUCACCAUCUUUGAUCUGCUCGACAACUUCCAACUCUCGCAGCGUUUGGAGAAGUGGCAGCAAACCAUCGCCAUGCAGAAAGAGAAAGUGCGCCAGCAGCGGGAAAAACUCAAGUCCUCGUCCUUGAAUGCGAAAGAUCGCGUGGUGGGUGAAUGGAAACGUCGCGCACCGACCGCUGAUGAAAAGCUGGAAAAAUACCGCCAACGGAUGAACCAGGGCGUGGAACGACUGGGAAAACAGUGGAGCAAGACAGCCACUGUAACUCUCCGAGAGAAGAUGUCCUUCAUUGCCGGUGUGCUCAAUAUAUUCAUCAGUGGCUACCUGAUCGGUGCUUACCCAGAGUACUUCCACAUCUGGUUUAGUGUCCAGUUGGCAUAUUUCAUGCCCAUUCGCUACUUCACCUACCAGGCCAAGGGAUAUCACUAUUUCCUGGCUGAUCUCUGCUACUUUGUCAAUUUGCUCUGCAUGCUGAGUAUUUGGGUCUUCCCCAACUCGAAACGACUUUUCAUCAGCACUUUCUGUCUGACCUUUGGAAACAAUGCGGCAGCCAUUGCUAUGUGGCGCAACUCGAUGGUGUUCCACAGCAUGGACAAGGUUGUCAGCCUCUUCAUCCAUAUAAUGCCGCCAGUUACCUUACAUUGCAUUGUCCACUUGACGCCAGUUGAACGGCUCAAGGAGCGAUUCCCUGCAGUGUACAAUAUCAAAUUCAGUCAACCUUCGGACCCAGAGCAUUAUGGCCUAGGUGCUAUGAUCCUUUGGUCCACAGCCCCCUACCUGGUGUGGCAGCUACUGUACCACUUUCUGAUCACCGUGCGCCGCCGUGAACAAAUUGCCGCCGGUCGUCCGACCAGCUUCACAUGGCUACGCAAGUCCUACUCCAAGGCCUGGAUUGGGCGCUUCGUUCUGAGCCUCCCAACAGCGCUGCAAGAGCCAUGCUUCAUGUUCAUCCAGUAUGGGUUUGCCCUAUCCACCAUGAUUCCCUGCCCGAUCUGGUUCUGGUCCAAGUGGGCCAGUGGACUUUACAUGUCGGCCCUGUUUGUCUGGAGCAUCCACAACGGAGCAACUUAUUAUAUUGAUGUCUUUGGCAAGCGUUUCCAGAAGGAGCUGGAACAGCUCAAGGCCGAUGUUGCACGUUGGCAGAGCUCCCCUGAAGGAACAAGUAGCCCAAUACUGGUCGCGGAGCCCAGUCCGCUCAGUGGAGCAAUCGAUGUUGCCAGUGGAGGGAAGCGCAGUAGCGUUGAUCGAAUUCCGUUGCUUGAUACUGCCGAUGCCUCUUCAACUGCUAUCCCAGAGGAUAGCCUGGACAACAAUUCUACUCUUAGAGCGCGAAAUUGA